Macrobrachium nipponense is the source of this 2056-nucleotide messenger RNA. RefSeq names its product trehalase-like. Bases 188 to 1852 code for a protein of 554 amino acids. The transcript is spliced from 11 exons. Gene Ontology annotation, molecular function: alpha,alpha-trehalase activity. The record is from RefSeq and is a predicted model, not a curated record. Lineage: Eukaryota; Metazoa; Arthropoda; Malacostraca; Decapoda; Palaemonidae. Gene Ontology annotation, biological process: trehalose catabolic process.
ACGCGAGUCAGGCACACAAAGACGAUCUGACAGCCAGUUGUAUCUUAGACUCGGUGGUGUCGCUACGCGUUACUUUUUCUGCACAUAUGUUCAACUCUCGUCGUGCCCGACAGUAACCUGCUGUUGCCGAAACUCGUUUGACGGACGUCUAAUCUAUCAAAUAUAUUGUCAUGGUGACCUCCUGAAGAUGGUUCAGAUGGCCCGAGUCUUCAACGACUCUAAACACUUUGUGGAUAUGUCCCUGAAGAGGUCGCCCGUGGAGACUCUUGACGCCUUCCAUGAUUUCAUCAGGAAUGUUGGACAGAACCCAACCAAGGAGCAGGUCGAAGAAUUUGUGAGGAACAACUUCAAUGAGCCAGGAUCUGAGUUUGAGCCCUGGGUUCCUGACGAUUGGAUUCCAAAUCCUGAGUUCCUGGAUGGUGUAGUCGACCCUCAGCUGCAGAAUUGGGGACGACAUCUACAUGAACUAUGGAAGUCUCUUGGAAGGAAGAUUUCUACUGAAGUUCAAGAUGAACCAGAAAAGUACUCCCAGAUAUUCGUGGAGCAUCCUGUCAUUGUUCCUGGUGGCAGAUUCAGAGAGUUUUAUUACUGGGAUUCCUAUUGGACGAUUGACGGCCUCCUUCUCUCUGGCAUGGACAAGACGGUGAGAGGGAUGCUUCAAAACUUCCUUGAGAUGGUGGAGACAUACGGUAUGGUCCCUAACGGAGGCCGAAGAUACUACACUCGUCGCAGCCAGCCACCAUACCUCAUACCUAUGUUUCACCUCUACAUGGAACACACCAACGAUAUCGACUUCCUCAGGGAAAACAUCGACCUUUUAGAGAAAGAAUUCCAGUUCUGGGAGAACAACAGAUCUGUGAUAGUGACAGACAACGAGGGAAAGGCGCAUACAAUCGCUCAUUACAUAUCAGAAGUGGGUGAACCUCGGCCUGAGUCUUACAGGGAAGAUUACGACCUUGCUGAAAACCUAAAUUCCGAAGCAAAAGACCAGCUUUAUGUUGAACUGAAGUCAGGUGCCGAGUCAGGAUGGGACUAUUCUACUCGCUGGAUUGUAAACAAUGGCAGCAACAAGGGUUCUCUGAAAGACUUGAAGGUUACUUCCAUUGCUCCAGUAGAUCUAAACAGUCUCCUUUGCGUCAACGCAAGAUUUCUCAGUGAAUUUUAUCGAAGAGUGGGAAACUAUACGAAGGAGAAAUAUUAUGACGAUCUGGCAACGGUUAAGAACACCACAAUGGCUGAGCUUUUUUGGGAUAAGACAGAUGGAGUAUGGUAUGACUUUGACAUCAAAACACAGCAGAAAAGAAGAUACUUCUACAUGUCUAACAUCCAUCCAAUCUGGAGUGGUUGUUAUGGUCAAGAAGAUUCAAGGGCGCACACUAUGGAAAAGGUUAUUUCAUAUCUCAAAGCGAAUAAAGCCAUCGAUUAUGUAGGGGGUGUUCCAACAUCUCUUGAGAACAGUGGACAACAGUGGGAUUUUCCCAAUGCAUGGGCUCCACUUCAGCACAUACUCAUCCUGGGUGUUUACAACGCUCGUCCUAUACACCAUGAAGCAGAGAACUUAGCCUUCAGCCUGGCAGAGAAAUGGAUACGGAAUAACUGGUUGGCUUAUACUCAGUCAACUCCUAAUGCCAUGUUUGAGAAGUAUAGCGUGGAAAGGCUGGGCCUGCCGGGAGGUGGUGGAGAGUAUGAUGUUCAACUUGGGUUUGGGUGGAGCAAUGGUGUGGCCAUGCGCCUCUUAACCAUCUUCAGAGAUCGUUUGACUGCAACAACAGGAGGGUCAAUCACUGUUCAGCCACCUUCACUGUUGGUCGUUGGUGUUGUUACUUACCUGUCAUCUACCCUAUGGCAAUAAGUUUUGGUCUCACUAAAUUUCACUGUUGCUGACAAGUUAGCAUGCCCUGUUCAAUUGUCUUUUCAUUCUAAUUCAUACAAAAAUAAAUAUCUAGUAUAGUUAAAUGCCACUUACAGUCUAUCAACUGCAUGAUAUGAUGAGGAAACGUUCAAUGAUGUCUAGUUAUUUGAGAUGAUAAGCAUUGUUUACAUAUAUAUAUAUAUA